AUGGAUCAGAGGGCUGCCAGGAAGGAACAACUAAAGACACUGAAGAAAGAGGACUCCCCGAGCUGCUGCAGAAGGAAUUUCAUCGUUACUGGCUUGCAGGACAUUGACAAGUGCAGGCAGCAGCUUCAUGACAUCACUGUUCCUCUGGAAGUCUUUGAGUACAUCGAUCAAGGUCGGAACCCUCAGCUCUACACCAAGGAGUGCCUGGAGAGGGCUCUAGCCAAAAACGAACAAGUGAAAGGCAAGAUCGACACGAUGAAGAAAUUUAAAAGCCUGUUGAUUCAAGAGCUUUCUAAAGUAUUUCCAGAAGACAUGGCCAAGUACCGGAGCAUCCGGGGGGAGGACCACCCGCCAUCCUGUGUGUGACAGCCCAGGCCCGUGUGACUUCCUGGGGCUGCUGGGACUGGGCUGUCCCCACCCCGACCAUCGUGUAGCUGUGGGAUGGCCCAGCUGGAAGAGGCCUGAGCUGUGGCCUGCCGCCCUUAGAGGUCCCGGUCAGUGGGGAGACGGCACUGGAAACAGUCUCGAAAUAGACCAUGGGCUCGAUGAAUUGAAAGUUUAAAAAUGCCAUUUGAAUUUUUUAUAUAUUCUUUCUGUCCUAUCCUACUGUAGCAUCAGAAAGCUAAAAAAAUUGGUUUUGUAUUUUACAUCUUCAAGUGCAGUGCAUAAGACUACGUAACCAUAGUUUCAAUUAGAUGUGUAAAGUCUCUAACUGUUGUAUGGCUCGUUCCAUGUAAUUAUUUUCUUCAUAUUUUUACAAGACAGUGCAGCGUAUCUUAGAAAAACUGAAUUGUUACUUCCCCAAAGUGUUACUACUAUUCAUAAAGCGAAUUGUUUUCUCUAGGCAUUUGUUUUUUUCUCCAAUUCUUUGGAGGCCCUGAGAAGCACACAGGAAUGGUCAUCGCCAGGCUCUUGGAAGGCGGUCCCCGCACUGCACUGCCGCUUUGGGGUACGCUGCCGCCCCUCAGUCCUGGGGAGCCUGCUCCCGAUGGCCAGGACCCAUUCCCCGAGGGUAGAGUCCCAGGUCUGCGCCCCGCAGUCAGGCUUGGGCUGGGGCGGGGACAUGCGUGGGUUCUUGCUGCCCCCAUGGCCUGGCCUGCUGACAAGUGGCCAGUGUGGUGGCGUCGGGUAGCAUGAGGCCACCUCCUUGCUCUGGGCCGGAAGUCAGGUCUCUGCUGAAAAGGGUCAGGUGUGCUCUGCUCUGGAAGCUGUGGCUCUCAGGUUGUGGCCUCUGACUGCUGUGCAGUGGUGAUAAUGAAAGUGCAGGAGACAGGCCACAAGCUGCGGUGACCUGCACCCUGGGAGGCAGAGGCAGGAAAAUCACAGGUUUGAGCCCAGCUUGGGCACUUUGGCAACUUAGUCCUUGUCUCGAAAGCAGAGAGACUGGUGUCACAGCUCUGUGAGAGGGCCCUGGUUCAGUCCCCAGUCCCACCCAAGUAAACAGCCGAAAACCCCCACAACACGCUGUUCAGGAACCAUCAGCGGAGGCGGGAUAUGUACCGUGAGAGCUCCUCGCAGCAGCUGCCUGGUCCUCUGCCCGUUGGCUUUCCUGCCCCUUCGGCCUUGGGCUUCCUUGGGGGCAGCCCGCCUGAUCCUACACCGGCAGGCUCAUCCAUCUCGCGGCCCCAGGUACCAUGUUGGGUCAAGAUCCCAGGUUCACACUCUGCCCGUCCAUCCCUGAGUCCUGCGUGUCACGACCCACCUUCUGGUUUCUGUCCAUGAGACUUCCCAGGAGCCUCAGACCCGGUGCCCAGAACUGGACCGACUUCUUCCACUCCCCUCAUGUCCCCCAGCAAACGGUGCCACCUUCUGUCCAUCCCACUUGUGUCCUAGCCGCAGAGCCGUGGGUGCGUCUCCUGAAUUUCCCAUUUUGCCCUUUCUCCCUCUUGACCAACUCUCCUGGCCUUGCAUCUCCCAGUCUGCCAUGUGCAUGCCCCAUGGAUGCCAGUAUCACAUCUCCCCCUUGGCCCACUCAGGUUGUGGGGUGAAAGGCUCUGACAAGGAAAAGCUCCCCAAAGCCUCGAGAACAGCAGCCCUGCCGAAACCUUGCUGUGAGGACCUGUGGGUCCAGACGUGCACGGAAGUAGAUUCCCACUGUUAGGUGUGUGGUAGUGUCUUACAGCCCCGACGAGAAAGGAACACGGGAUAGAAGAGGCCAGACUGCUUUGAAAACACGAGUGUAGUUGUGUUGUAAGAAUGCCUCAGUGUCCUGAAUUGGCGGUCAUUUUGACUUUGGGGAAGGGCCAGAAGUAGCGGGGUGUGGGUUCAGUGAGUAAGCUUGGUGAGGAUGCACUUACCCUACCAGCCUGCCUUUCCAUCAGGCAGGCGCAGCAGCAGCAGCAUUCACCAUGUUUUUGAUCCUAAAGACUCAGGAAAGAGGACUCCAGAACUGUUUCAGAAAGUGGCAAGGACGAUGGGAUAAGGAUGUUCCGAGUGACGGGGGGGUAUUUUGAGGGAGAAUAAAAGUGUACCUUUUACUAU
Molecule: messenger RNA, 2481 nt
Organism: Fukomys damarensis (Damara mole-rat)
Lineage: Eukaryota; Metazoa; Chordata; Mammalia; Rodentia; Bathyergidae
Gene: Med10
Product: mediator complex subunit 10
Exons: 5
Coding region: 1-366 (121 amino acids)
Biological process (GO): positive regulation of transcription by RNA polymerase II
Cellular component (GO): mediator complex; chromatin
Molecular function (GO): transcription coregulator activity
Source: RefSeq, a predicted model, not a curated record